Molecule: messenger RNA, 8447 nt
Organism: Labeo rohita (rohu)
Lineage: Eukaryota; Metazoa; Chordata; Actinopteri; Cypriniformes; Cyprinidae
Product: mucin-2
Exons: 4
Coding region: 96-8447 (2783 amino acids)
Source: RefSeq, a predicted model, not a curated record
UUUAUACAACAAAGACAAAUUAUAGGAAAUGAAUUACAUGAUCAGUUAUCUCUCGUCUUACGUUAUGUAUGUGAUCAAUUCUUACAGCAAACAGGAUGUGGAGAACAAUACUGAUGACCACCGUUUUUAUGUCAACUGCACAUACUGCAAUCAGAGCUCUGCCAACAACAAUAAUUGAUGUUACAGCAGCCACAGAUUCAACAGAUUCGAUUCUUCAUGUUACAAAUGAUUCUACAGCAAACACAACUGAUGGAUUUGCCACAGAAUCAAUUACAAGCAGCACUGUGCAAACUAUAACUGGUUUAACAGAUGAAUCAACAGGUGAUGACAUGACAGAGAUGACAACAAUGGAAGAACUUUCAACAUCUUUGUUAGAUGACCCUACCGCUGAUACUACAGAUCAGUCAACUGACAUACCAAAAUUUACAGCAGGAAUUACAGCAUUUGCUGAUCAAUUACCAACAGAUUUCACAGAUGAAUCAGCCACAAAUAUUACAGAUGAAUCAAUAACAGCCCUAACCACCGAUGCAUCGGAGGUCAAUUCAACAGAGGAGACUGAAUUAUCAACUAUUGGAUUUACCGAUCAACCGAACACAGCCUCAGAGAUACAAUCAGCCACAAAAUUUACAGCUGCAUCCACCUUAGAAGAAAUAACGAUAGACUUCACUGACAAUACUACAGACGAAGCACAGGAAUUGACCACAGCAUUCACAUCAGAUAUAUCUACAGGUGUCACAAACAAUCCAACAGCAUUUACAAAUGAUUCAUCAGAGGAAGAUUCAACAGAGGAACCUGAACAAUCAACUGUAGGAUUUACUGACCAACAACCAACCACAGGAAUUACAGCUGGAUCCACUUUAGAAGAAAUAACGAUAGACUUCACUGACAAUACUACUGAUGAAGCACAGGAAUUGACCACAGCAUUUACAUCAGAUAUAUCUACAAAUGAUUCAUCAGAAGAAGAUUCAACAGAGGAACCCGAGUUAUCAACUGUAGGAUUUACUGACCAGUCAACUACAACAGAACCAAUCACAGGAAUUACUGCUGGAUCCACUUUAGAAGAAAUAACAAUAGACUUCACUGACAAUACUACUGAUGAAGUACAGGAAUUGACAACUGCAUUCACAUCAGAUAUAUCUACAGGUGUCACAAACAAUCCAACAGCAUUUACAAAUGAUUCAUCAGAGGAAGAAACAGAGGAACCUGAACUAUCAACUGUAGGAUUUACUGACCGACAACCAACCACAGGAAUUACAGCUGGUUCCACUUUAGAAGAAAUAACGAUAGACUUCACUGACAAUACUACAGAUGAAGUACAGGAAUUGACAACUGCAUUCACAUCAGAUAUAUCUACAGGUGUCACAAACAAUCCAACAGCAUUUACAAAUGAUUCAUCAGAGGAAGAAACAGAGGAACCUGAACGAUCAACUGUAGGAUUUAUUGACCAGUCAACUACAACAGAACCAAUCACAGAAAUUACUGCUGGAUCCACUUUAGAAGAAAUAACAAUAGACUUCACUGACAAUACUACAGAUGAAGUACAGGAAUUGACAACUGCAUUCACAUCAGAUAUAUCUACAGGUGUCACAAACAAUCCAACAGCAUUUACAAAUGAUUCAUCAGAGGAAGUAACAGAGGAACCUGAACUAUCAACUGUAGGAUUUACUGACCAGUCAACUACAACAGAACCAAUCACAGAAAUUACUGCUGGAUCCACUUUAGAAGACAUAACAAUAGACUUCACUGACAAUACUACAGAUGAAGUACAGGAAUUGACAACUGCAUUCACAUCAGAUAUAUCUACAGGUGUCACAAACAAUCCAACAGCAUUUACAAAUGAUUCAUCAGAGGAGGAUUCAACAGAGGAACCUGACCUAUCAACUGUAGGAUUUACUGACCGACAACCAACCACAGGAAUUACAGCUGGAUCCACUUUAGAAGAAAUAACGAUAGACUUCACUGACAAUACUACUGAUGAAGUACAGGAAUUGACAACUGCAUUCACAUCAGAUAUAUCUACAAAUGAUUCAUCAGAAGAAGAUUCAACAGAGGAACCUGAGUUAUCAACUGUAGGAUUUACUGACCAACAACCAACCACAGGAAUUACAGUUGGAUCCACUUUAGAAGAAAUAACGAUUGACUUCACUGACAAUACUACUGAUGAAGCUCAGGAAUUGACCACAGCAUUCACAUCAGAUAUAUCUACAGGUGUCACAAACAAUCCAACAGCAUUUACAAAUGAUUCAUCAGAGGAAGAAACAGAGGAACCUGAACUAUCAACUGUAGGAUUUACUGACCAGUCAACUACAACAGAACCAAUCACAGAAAUUACUGCUGGAUCCACUUUAGAAGAAAUAACAAUAGACUUCACUGACAAUACUACAGAUGAAGCACAGGAAUUGACCACAACAUUCACAUCAGAUAUAUCUACAGGUGUCACAAACAAUCCAACAGCAUUUACAAAUGAUUCAUCAGAGGAAGAUUCAACAGAGGAACCUGAACUAUCAACUGUAGGAUUUACUGACCAACAACCAACCACAGGAAUUACAGAUGGUUCCACUUUAGAAGAAAUAACGAUAGACUUCACUGACAAUACUACUGAUGAAGUACAGGAAUUGACAACUGCAUUCACAUCAGAUAUAUCUACAAAUGAUUCAUCAGAAGAAGAUUCAACAGAGGAACCUGAGUUAUCAACUGUAGGAUUUACUGACCAACAACCAACCACAGGAAUUACAGUUGGAUCCACUUUAGAAGAAAUAACGAUUGACUUCACUGACAAUACUACUGAUGAACCUCAGGAAUUGACCACAGCAUUCACAUCAGAUAUAUCUACAGGUGUCACAAACAAUCCAACAGCAUUUACAAAUGAUUCAUCAGAGGAAGAAACAGAGGAACCUGAACUAUCAACUGUAGGAUUUACUGACCAGUCAACUACAACAGAACCAAUCACAGAAAUUACUGCUGGAUCCACUUUAGAAGAAAUAACAAUAGACUUCACUGACAAUACUACAGAUGAAGCACAGGAAUUGACCACAACAUUCACAUCAGAUAUAUCUACAGGUGUCACAAACAAUCCAACAGCAUUUACAAAUGAUUCAUCAGAGGAAGAUUCAACAGAGGAACCUGAACUAUCAACUGUAGGAUUUACUGACCGACAACCAACCACAGGAAUUACAGCUGGAUCCACUUUAGAAGAAAUAACGAUAGACUUCACUGACAAUACUACUGAUGAAGUACAGGAAUUGACAACUGCAUUCACACCAGAUAUAUCUACAAAUGAUUCAUCAGAAGAAGAUUCAACAGAGGAACCCGAGUUAUCAACUGUAGGAUUUACUGACCAGUCAACUACAACAGAACCAAUCACAGAAAUUACUGCUGGAUCCACUUUAGAAGAAAUAACAAUAGACUUCACUGACAAUACUACUGAUGAAGCACAGGAAUUGACCACAGCAUUUACAUCAGAUAUAUCUACAGGUGUCACAAACAAUCCAACAGCAUUUACAAAUGAUUCAUCAGAGGAAGAAACAGAGGAACCUGAACUAUCAACUGUAGGAUUUAUUGACCAGUCAACUACAACAGAACCAAUCACAGAAAUUACUGCUGGAUCCACUUUAGAAGAAAUAACAAUAGACUUCACUGACAAUACUACAGAUGAAGUACAGGAAUUGACAACUGCAUUCACAUCAAAUAUAUCUACAGGUGUCACAAACAAUCCAACAGCAUUUACAAAUGAUUCAUCAGAGGAAGAAACAGAGGAACCUGAACUAUCAACUGUAGGAUUUAUUGACCAGUCAACUACAACAGAACCAAUCACAGAAAUUACUGCUGGAUCCACUUUAGAAGAAAUAACAAUAGACUUCACUGACAAUACUACAGAUGAAGCACAGGAAUUGACCACAACAUUCACAUCAGAUAUAUCUACAGGUGUCACAAACAAUCCAACAGCAUUUACAAAUGAUUCAUCAGAGGAAGAUUCAACAGAGGAACCUGAACUAUCAACUGUAGGAUUUACUGACCAGUCAACUACAACAGAACCAAUAACAGAAAUUACUGCUGGAUCCACUUUAGAAGAAAUAACAAUAGACUUCACUGACAAUACUACAGAGGAAGCACAGGAAUUGACCACAGCAUUCACAUCAGAAAUAUCUACAGGUGUCACAAACAAUCCAACAACAUUUACAAAUGAUUCAUCAGAGGAGGAUUCAACAGAGGAACCUGACCUAUCAACUGUAGGAUUUACUGACCAGUCAACUACAACAGAACCAAUCACAGAAAUUACUGCUGGAUCCACUUUAGAAGAAACAACAAUAGACUUCACUGACAAUACUACUGAUGAAGCACAGGAAUUGACCACAGCAUUCACAUCAGAUAUAUCCACAGGUGUCACAAACAAUCCAACAGCAUUUACAAAUGAUUCAUCAGAGGAAGAAACAGAGGAACCUGAGUUAUCAACUGUAGGAUUUACUGACCAGUCAACUACAACAGAACCAAUCACAGAAAUUACUGCUGGAUCCACUUUAGAAAAAACAACAAUAGACUUCACUGACAAUACUACAGAUGAAGCACAGGAAUUGACCACAGCAUUCACAUCAGAUAUAUCUACAGGUGUCACAAACAAUCCAACAGCAUUUACAAAUGAUUCAUCAGAGAAAGAUUCAACAGAGGAACCUGAACUAUCAACUGUAGGAUUUACUGACCAACAACCAACCACAGGAAUUACAGCUGGAUCCACUUUAGAAGAAAUAACGAUAGACUUCACUGACAAUACUACUGAUGAAGUACAGGAAUUGACAACUGCAUUCACAUCAGAUAUAUCUACAAAUGAUUCAUCAGAAGAAGAUUCAACAGAGGAACCCGAGUUAUCAACUGUAGGAUUUACUGACCAGUCAACUACAACAGAACCAAUCACAGGAAUUACAGCUGGAUCCACUUUAGAAGAAAUAACGAUAGGCUUCACUGACAAUACUACAGACAAAGCUCAGGAAUUGACCACAGCAUUCACAUCAGAUAUAUCUACAGGUGUCACAAACAAUCCAACAGCAGUUACAAAUGAUUCAGAGGAAACUGAACUUCCAACUACAGAAGUAACUGAUCAACCAGCUGCAACACAAUCAACCACAAGAACUAUAGCUGGAUCCACCCUAGAAGAAAUAACUGUAAAUGUCACUGAUGAUACUACUGAUGAAGAAUUGACAACCGCAUUCACAUCAGAAAUAUCUACAACAAGUGUUACAAACAAACCAACAGCAUUUACAAAUGAUUCAUCACAGGAAGAAACAGUGGAACCUGAAUUAUCAACUGUAGGAUUUACUGACCAACAACCAACCACAAGAAUUACUGCUGGAUCCACUUUAGAAGAAAUAACGAUAGACUUCACUGACAAUACUACUGAUGAAGCACAAGAAUUGACAACCACAUUCAAAUCAGAAAUAUCUACAAGUGUUACAAACAAACCAACAGCAUUUACAAAUGAUUCAUCAGAGGAAGAUUCAACAGAAGAAACAGAACUUCCAACUACAGAAGUUACUGAUGAACCAACUACAAGUACAAAACCAAAAUCAACCACAAGAACUAUAGCUGGAUCCACCUUAGAAGAAAUAACUGUAAAUGCCACUGAUGAUAUUGCUGAUGAAGAACUGACCACAGCAUUUACAUCAGAAAUAUCUACAAGUGUCACAAACAAACCAACACCAUUUACAAAUGAUUCAUCAGGGGAAGAUUCAACAAAGGAAACUGAACCACCAACUACAGAAGUACCUGAUCAACCAACUACAACACAAUCAACCACAAUAAUUGCUGCUGGAUCCACCUUAGAAGAAAUAACUGUAAAUGUCACAAAUGAUACUACUGAUAAAGAACUGACGACAGCAUUUACAUCAGAAAUAUCUACAAGUGUCACAAACAAACCAACACCAUUUACAAAUGAAUCAUCAGAGGAAGAUUCAACAGAGGAAAUUGAACCGCCAACUACAGAAGUAACUGAUGAACCAAUUACAAGUACAAAACCACAAUCAACCGCAAGAAUUACCACUGGAUCUACCUUAGAAGAAACAACUUUAAAUGUCACAGAUGAUACUACUGAUAUGGCGCUGGAAUCCACAACAGCAUUCACAUCAGACAUAUCUAGAAUUGUCACAAACAAAUCAACACCUUUUAUAACAGAUUCAACAGAAGAAGUUUUAACAGAGAAUACCAAACUGACAACUACAGGAGUUACCGAUCCAUCAACUACAAGUACAAAACCACAAUCAACCACAAAAUUUAUCCCUGGAUCAACCUUAGAAGAAACAAAGGUAGACUUCACAGAUGAACCAACUACAGAAAAGACACAGGAAUCCACAACAGCAUUCACAACAGACAUGUCUACAAUUGUCACAAAUAAAGAAACACCAUUUAUAACGGUUUCAACAGAAGAAGUUUUACCAGAGGAAACUCAUCUGUCAACUGUAAAAGUUACUGAUCAAUCAACUACAACCUCAAAACUUCAGUCAACCUCAGGAAUUACAGUUGGAACCACCAUAAAAGAAACUACACUCUUCACUGCAUUGCAAACCACUAAAAAGCCACUGGAAUCCACAACAACAUUUACAACAGGAACACCUAAAACUGUCACAUCUGAGGAAGAUUCAACUGCCGAAACUGAAUUGGCAACUACAGGAAUUACUAAUCAAUCCACUACAAUCUUGACACCAGAAUCAACCACAGGAGCCCAAUCAUUCACUGAGAUUCCUGAUUUAUCAGCUACUACUUCUACAGAGGAAAACACAAUAGGAGAGAUAUCACAAGAAGUUACAACUACAGGAAUUACUGGUCAGUCAGCUUCAGUCAUCACAACAGCUAAAUCCAGAGCUAUAGAUAGAUCAACCACAGCGUUCAAAACACAACUUGAGGUUACCACAUCCAGGACUACAGCAGUUACAGAAGAAUCAGUGACUUCAGAGGAUGAUACACUGGCUACCACUGAGGGCUCUACCACAGAUAUAAGUCCAACUGCUGUCUCACAUGAAAGUCCUCUUUUUUCGCCACAAUUUACUGCAAAACCACUAACAGCUGUAGUGGAACUGACCACAACUGCCCAGUCUACAACUAUAGCCCAGCGUAUAAUUAGUUCACAACCUACAGUCCAACCUAUAACAAAUGCCCAGUCAACAACAACUACAUCGAAACUUGAAACAGGUACAUUCCAACCCUCUUUCUCAACAACUUCCCAGACCAUAACUACUUCACAACCACAACCAUCUGCAAUCCAACCUAAAACAAAUGAACAUUCAACAGUGACUACACCACAACUCUCAGCAGCUAUAACCCAGCCUGCAUUCUCAACAGCUGCUGAGCCCACACAUACUGCCCAAACCAUAAUUACUUCACAGCCUGCACAAACUGAAAUUUCAGCAGUAACAAAUGCCCAAUCCACAAUUGCUACACCACGACUUGCAACCGCUACAACCCAGCCUACAUUCUCAACAACUGCUGAACCCACACAUACAGCCCAGACCAUAAUUACUUCAAAGCCUGCACAAACUGAAAUCCCACCAGUAACAAAUGCCCAAUCCACAAGUGCUACACCACGACCUGCAACCGCUACAACCCAGGCUACAUUCUCAACAAAUGCUGAACCCACACAUACAGCCCAGACCACAGUUACGUCAAAGCCUGCACAAACUGAAAUUCCAGCAGUAACAAAUGCCCAAUCCACAAUUGCUACACCACGAUUUGCAACUGCUACAACCCAGCCUACAUUCUCAACAACUGCCGAACCUACACAUACAGCCCAGACCAUAGUUACUUCACAACCUACACAAACUGAAAUCCCACCAGUAACAAAUGCCCAAUCUACGAUUGCUCCACCACAACUUAAAACAGCUACAACCCAGCCUACAUUCUCAACAACUGCUGAGCCUACACAUACAACCCAGACCAUAAUUACUGCAAAGCCUGCACAAACUGAAAUUCCAGCAGUAACAAAUGCCCAAUCCACAAUUGCUACACCACGACUUGCAACCACUACAACCCAGCCUACAUUUUCAACAACUCCUGAACCCACACAUACAGCCCAGACCAUAAUUACUUCAAAGCCUGCACAAACUGAAAUUCCAGCAGUAACAAAUGCCCAAUCUACGAUUGUUCCACCACAAUUUAAAACAGCUACAACCCAGCCUACAUUCUCAACAACUGCUGAACCCACACAUACAGCCCAGACCAUAAUUACUUCAAAGCCUGCACAAACUGAAAUCCCACCAGUAACAAAUGCCCAAUCCACAAUUGCUACACCACGACUUGCAACCGCUACAACCCAGCCUACAUUCUCAACAACUGCUGAACCCACACAUACAGCCCAGACCAUAAUUACUUCAAAGCCUGCACAAACUGAAAUCCCACCAGUAACAAAUACCCAAUCUACGAUUGCUCCACCACAAAUACCCAAUCUACGAUUGCUCCACCACUAA